ACUGCUUAUAUGAGCCCUUCUGUGUUUUCUGAAUCCAUGAUUUAAAAGCUUUACAAUGAAUGUAUAAGAGGUGGGCCUUCUUGGCCCUUGCACCGCGACCACAGUGAUCUAUUCUGCCCAAGUUACAAUGAAAACGCACGUAGUCUCCAAACGCAUCAAAUGGCCACUACAUGCGCGCUCGCGCAAUCCAUGUGCAAUCUUCCCGCCUAACCGCUGAACCUUGUCGCGCGGGUUGCCUGCUCUCUGGUGUGUGUCGCUGCAUUUACGUCCGGAUGCUAGAUAGAUCACGUUCGUGUUCGCGUUCGCCUUGGUCUGGGCGAGGCUUAAUUCAUGUCUGCAAUGCUCACCGGUUACCGAUUAGUAGCCUAUCUAAUAUCCAUCGAUCGCCAAUGAUCGUCCCGUCUGUAACCACUGGUCGCUGAACAGCAAGGUGUUCAAGGUCAUCACGAUGAUCGCGAUGCUCUCCGCGCUCGCAGCCGUUGUAAGCGUAGUAAGCCAAUUGCUUGUAACCGUGGUCACAGUUCCACGGUUGUUAUGGUGUCGGUAGGGUCGGAAGUAAAUUAGUUGAGGUGGUUGAGGCCGAUGAAACCGUGGUGGAAGGAGCGAUGUGUUAUUGUGGUCAGGUGGAACGACUCAUCACAUACGAAUUUUAUGCGACUGUAAAAUUUGUUAAAACACACUUGAAUUUUUAUGACACAUGUCUUCUGCUCUAUAUAAAAAUCAGUGCCUGAACGUGUGAAAAUGUUACGUUUUGUCACCAUGUCUGAAAGCAUGAAGCGCACAUAUGAUGGUGAGAGUGAAGAUUCAUCAGAUGGUUAUAUAGGUCCUAUGCCUUCAGAAGCAGCAAAGCCAAAGAAGCGUAAAUACUUGAAACAUGAACUGCUAUAUUUGGAAAACUUACCAAAUGCAGAAUCAUACGAGAGAAGUUACAUGCAUCGGGAUGUUAUCACACACAUUGUCGUUACUAAAACUGACUUCAUUAUCACAGGAAGUUGUGAUGGUCACAUAAAAUUCUGGAAGAAACUAGAGGAGCUGAUAGAAUUUGUGAAGCACUUCUGUAGCCAUCUUGGACCAAUCCAAGAUCUUGCAGCCAAUUCAAGUGGAACACUCCUUUGCUCAAUCUCCAGUGAUAAAUCACUUAAAAUAUUUGAUGUCAUAAAUUUUGAUAUGAUAAAUAUGAUGAAGUUGGAGUAUGUGCCACUUUGCUGUGAAUGGAUCCAUUGUCCAGGAGAUGCAGUUGCAGCUCUAGCAGUGUCUGAUGCAGAUUCAAACAAGAUCUAUGUAUAUGAUGGACAAGGAGUAAAUGCUCAUAUACAUGUCUUCGAGAAACUUCACACAAAACCAGUGGUUAUCAUUAAGUACAAUCCUGUGUUUGAGGUGGCAAUCUCUGUGGAUCGGGCUGGAAUACUGGAAUAUUGGACAGGACCCAAUACAGAGUAUAAGUUCCCCAGAUGUGUGUUAUUUGAGUCAAAACUUGACACUGAUCUGUUUGAAUUUGCCAAGAGUAAAACAUUUCCUACCGGAUUGAGCUUUUCACCAGAUGGAAAAAUAUUUGUGACACUUUCAGGUGACAGAAAGGUAAGAGUCUUCAAGUUCCAGACGGGUAAAUUAAGUAAAGUGUUUGAUGAGUCUCUGCAGAGAUUUUCUGAGCUUCAACAAGAGAGACUAAUACUACCCAAUAUGGAAUUUGGAAGGAG
Molecule: messenger RNA, 1697 nt
Organism: Cryptotermes secundus
Lineage: Eukaryota; Metazoa; Arthropoda; Insecta; Blattodea; Kalotermitidae
Product: peptidylprolyl isomerase domain and WD repeat-containing protein 1
Molecular function (GO): protein binding
Source: RefSeq, a predicted model, not a curated record